AUGGCGUGGAAACUUCUGGGCUGUGAGCCUGGGGAGGUGAAGGAGACAUCUGCAGGGUCCAUGCUGAUGGCUUCGGCCGCUUCAGCCCGGCUCCUGGUGGGACCUGGUGCCACCGUGUCCCUCUCGGAGACAGUGCAGAAAUGGCGCGAAUAUCGCCACCAGUGCCAGCGCUUUCUGACGGAGGCUCCACCCCCAGCCACAGGGUCCCCAUUUCUGCCUUCCCCCCAGGGUGCCACCGUGUCCCUCUCGGAGACAGUGCAGAAAUGGCGCGAAUAUCGCCACCAGUGCCAGCGCUUUCUGACGGAGGCUCCACCCCCAGCCACAGACCUGUUCUGCAACCGGACCUUUGAUGACUAUGCCUGCUGGCCAGACGGGCCACCCGGCUCCUUCGUGAAUGUCAGCUGCCCCUGGUACCUGCCCUGGGCCAACAGCGUGCUGCAGGGCCACGUGUACCGCUUCUGCACGGCCGACGGCCUGUGGCUGCACCAGGACAACUCCAGCCUGCCCUGGCGGGACCUGUCGGAGUGCGAGGAGUCCAAGCGCGGGGACAGGAGCUCCCCGGAGGACCAGCUCCUGUCCCUCUACGUCGUCUACACGGUGGGCUAUGCGCUGUCCUUCUCCGCCCUGGUCAUCGCCUCCGCCAUCCUCCUGGGCUUCAGACACCUGCACUGCACCCGGAACUACAUCCACCUGAACCUGUUCGCCUCCUUCAUCCUCCGAGCACUGUCCGUCUUCAUCAAGGACGCGGCCCUCAAGUGGAUGUACAGCACGGCGGACCAGCAGCACGAGUGGGACGGGCUCCUCUCCUACCAGGACUCUCUGAGCUGCCGCCUGGUGUUCCUGUUCAUGCAGUACUGCGUGGUGGCCAACUACUACUGGCUGCUGGUGGAGGGCGUGUACCUGUACGCGCUGCUGGCCCUCUCGGUCUUCUCGGAGCAGCGCAUCUUCAGGCUCUACCUGAGCAUAGGCUGGGGUGUUCCCUUGCUGUUUGUCAUCCCCUGGGGCAUUGUCAAGUACCUCUAUGAGGACGAGGGCUGCUGGACCAGGAACUCAAACAUGAACUACUGGCUCAUUAUCCGGCUGCCCAUUCUCUUCGCCAUUGGGGUGAACUUCCUCAUCUUUGUCCGGGUCAUCUGCAUCGUGGUGUCCAAGCUGAAAGCCAACCUCAUGUGCAAGACGGACAUCAAGUGCAGACUUGCCAAGUCCACAUUGACGCUCAUCCCCCUGCUGGGUACCCAUGAGGUCAUCUUUGCCUUCGUGAUGGACGAGCACGCCCGGGGGACCCUGCGCUUUGUCAAGAUGCUCACAGAGCUCUCCUUCACCUCCUUCCAGGGGCUGAUGGUGGCUAUCUUGUACUGCUUUGUCAACAACGAGGUCCAACUGGAGUUCCGGAAGAGGUGGGAGCGCUGGCGGCUCGAGCGCCUGCACAUGCAGAGGGACAGCAGCAUGAAGCCCCUGCAGUGUCCCACCAGCAGCCUGAGCAGCGGGGGCACAGUGGGGAGCAGCGUGUACUCCGCCACCUGCCAGGCCUCCUGCAGCUAAGCCUGCGGCACCGCCCUCCCAGGUGGGGGAACACCCUCCCGGAUGGGGCCGGGGAAGGGAGGGACAGCGGCUCUCAAACAC
Myotis davidii is the source of this 1623-nucleotide messenger RNA. RefSeq names its product glucagon like peptide 1 receptor (gene GLP1R). The transcript has 14 exons. Gene Ontology annotation, cellular component: plasma membrane. The record is from RefSeq and is a predicted model, not a curated record. Lineage: Eukaryota; Metazoa; Chordata; Mammalia; Chiroptera; Vespertilionidae. Gene Ontology annotation, biological process: adenylate cyclase-activating G protein-coupled receptor signaling pathway; cell surface receptor signaling pathway. The coding region runs from base 1 to 1542 and encodes 513 amino acids. Gene Ontology annotation, molecular function: peptide hormone binding; glucagon receptor activity.